GCUCCGGGCCGCGCGGAGCCGCGCCGGAUCCGGGCGGUGAGGGUCGAGACGACGGGGGGCGGUGCUCGCCGUUGGGGACUCCGCGCUCGCGGGGGGUGGGGAGCGGAUCUGAGGGUGUUUUGGUGGGAAUUUGGUGGGGGGUUGAGUCGAUUCGGCCUGGGGUUAGGCGGGGGAAGCUGAGGGGGAGCGAGGUGGUUGGUUUUGUGCGAGGCGCCGGGGGGACGCCUUGUACAUGAGCGCCGCGAGCAUCCUUCGCCGCCGCUGCGUCUUCGUCGGGGAGCUUCCGGCGGCGGCGCGAUGAUCGAGCAGUUCGUUAAUUUUGUCAUCCGACCGCCACGCGCAGAGUACAAUCCAGAUCAGUAUCUGUGGGAACCAGAAUUUACUCUUGCCGGAAGAAAGUAUAGGCGAAUAGAUUUGGAGCUUACAAACGGAAGAGACCAGACCUUAAAAUGCAGCCACUAUGUUCCUGCUGUUGUCCCAGAAAAUACUGCCCUUCCAUGUGUGAUCUACUGCCAUGGAAAUAGUGGAUGCAGAGCAGAUGCCAAUGAAGCCGCUGUCAUACUCCUCCCUUCAAACAUCACCCUGUUUACACUUGACUUUGCAGGAUCAGGGCUAUCAGGUGGAGAGUAUGUCAGCCUUGGUUGGCAUGAGAAACAGGAUCUCAAAUGCGUGGUGUCCUUUUUGCGAAACAAUAAGGAAGUUUCUUGUAUAGGCCUUUGGGGGCGAUCAAUGGGUGCUGUUACAAGCCUGCUGUAUGGAGCAGAAGACCCCUCAAUUGCUGGCCUGGUUUUGGACAGUGCUUUCUCUAACCUAUAUGACUUAAUGAUGGAGCUUGUAGAUGUUUACAAAAUCCGAGUUCCUAAGUUCACGGUUAAGAUGGCUGUGCAGUACAUGCGCCGUGUAAUUCAAAGAAGAGCUAAGUUUGAUAUAAUGGAUCUUGAUGUUGUCCAGUUUGCCCCCAAGACAUUUAUUCCUGCAUUAUUUGGACAUGCAUCAAAUGACAUGUUUAUUCAGCCCCAUCACACUGACCGUAUUCACCAGGCAUAUGCAGGGGAUAAAAAUUUAAUCAGAUUUGACGGCGAUCACAAUUCUCCCAGGCCUCAAUUUUACUAUGAUUCUGUUUCAAUAUUCUUCUAUAAUGUUCUCCACCCACCUCAGUUCCCUUCAGUAUGCUCAAAUAAGUUAGAUAAGUACUACAACCUUGGUGCUUUUAAGGUUGGCGCUGGAACCAAUGAGAGUUUACUGUAUGAAAUCAUCAAUGGUCUAAGGGCUGCUGGUCCUGAUGCAGGCAGCUCAUCAGCAGCUGCAGCUAACUUCACAAAUGCUACAAAAUCAGUAGUUGAAUUGCUGACAGAGAGGGUCAAUCAGCUGUCUAUUAAAACGGAUAAUGACUUGGAUUUUCUUUUGGAUGAAAAUCAUAAUCUCACUGAGAUGGACACUCACACUGCUGAGUCUCAUUUAGAGGAUAAGUCUAACAGGCAAAAUGAGGAGUGCUGUUCAUACACAAGUUCAAACAGGGAGAGCUGGGGAAGAUGUUCUUCCUUAGGGGCAGCAAGCGAUGGAUCAUCCCUAGGCGAGCGCCCUGAAAUUCCUACUCACAAGCAUAAGAGCAUGACACUAAGAGCCCUGGCAACACCACUGAGACGGAUACGAAGGAAACCGCUUGCCAUACCAAAGGAGAGGAAGAAUCGGUCUCUAUGGAAGAGGCUCAAACAGGAGAGACAGGAGAUGGGGGAGAGUCUAACCCAGCGUUUCAGGCUGUGUCUCCAAGGCCAGGCUCAACAUAAGAGAACCAAGUCAUCUUAACAAAAACUGUGAAUACACAUCUUAACCCGGACAAAUCUGCUAGGAACACGGAUGACUCACGGACAGGAACUUCCUCCCCUGAUUCUGACCCUUGCUGCCAACUGUAAACACUUUGAUUGAAUAUCAGUUACUGCUGAGCCUGUCAGGCAACCCAUGUAAUUGUCAUCUUUUGUACCUUGCCAUUUCCCACGUUUUAUCAUGUAUAAAAAUCUGAAGGCACGUAUAA
Molecule: messenger RNA, 2032 nt
Organism: Oryza brachyantha (malo sina)
Lineage: Eukaryota; Viridiplantae; Streptophyta; Magnoliopsida; Poales; Poaceae
Exons: 14
Coding region: 298-1806 (502 amino acids)
Source: RefSeq, a predicted model, not a curated record